Molecule: messenger RNA, 1137 nt
Organism: Notechis scutatus (mainland tiger snake)
Lineage: Eukaryota; Metazoa; Chordata; Lepidosauria; Squamata; Elapidae
Source: RefSeq, a predicted model, not a curated record
AUGGUACCUGUGGGCGAGAUAAUGGGCAGCUUUCCUGUCAUUAGAGCAGGGAAGAGAUCAACCUGCGAGGCAUUUGAAUCCCUGGAAGGACUGCAGGCCUUCGGAUGCUUGGAAGAGCUCAUUCUUGACAACAAUCUUCUUGAAAGUGACCUUCGCUUGCCCAGCUUGCCACAUCUUCACACUCUGAUGCUGAACAAGAACCAAAUAACAGAGCUGGAAGGCUUGUUGGACCACUUGGCCGAAGUAGCACCUUCCCUGGAGUUCCUUAGUUUGCUGGGAAAUUCAGCCUGUCCAAAUGAGCUGGUCUGCAAAGACAAGGAUGAAGGAGACUACCAGAGAUACAGGCAUUUUGUCCUGCAUAAAUUAACCAGCCUGAAGUUUCUGGAUUCUCGAAAAGUCAGCCGCAAGGAACGCGAAGAGGCCAUUUUGAGGGGAGCCUUCAUGAAAGUGGUGAAGCCCCUGGGUAAUCAGGUGUUCUGGGGAAAUGCCGCUAUGUCUACUAUGGGAAGCAUUCAGAAGGCAACCGAUUCAUUCGUGAUGACCAACUUUGAGACCAAGAGGUCUGCAAUGCUCUAGUUGUUGGCAUGUGCUACCCACACAUCUUCCAUCUGCAGCUCAACCCAUGUAGAGGUACACACAUCAUACCCGCACACAGUCACCCAUGGCAUUCGAUUGGUCGAAGGGAAAGAAAGAGAAAGUGUAAAUCAGUCCUCCACUAUCUCAGGCUGACUUUGCCAGGCCUGUCAUAAAGCAUCCUUCUGCUUGAGCCUGAGUAGACACAUAGAUGUUGACAGGAUUGCCUCUAAGCAGGUUCCAUCUUACCCCGGUGACAGACGGCUGCGGCAAAGCACCAGACCUGACAGCAGGGACACCAUGAUGGAUUGCCUGACCCAAAUGUUGCUUACAAAAGAGCAAAAGGUCACACCUGGGCCUUGCUGAGCAUGCUCCGAUGGUCUGAAGAGAAGCAUCUCCUUCUGGCUUGCAGCUUGUUGAGUGUGAAAUCUACAUGUCUGUCCAAAGAGUAAUAGUGCAAUAGGAGCAAUUAAAGGGCAUCACUUUCUUAUCCAACUUUAUUUUCCACAACAAUUAAAUAUUUCAGGCGGGUUGUGUGCUGCUUGUAGAGAAAAAUAAACAUGG